AUGGCCACCCAAUGCAUCAAAUGCGUAAUAGUAGGCGACGGCGCCACCGGCAAAACCUCCCUCCUCAUCGCCUACACCUCCCCCUCCUCCACCUUUCCCCCAAACAUGGAAUACGUCCCCACCGUAUUCGACAACUACUCUGCGGAGAUGUCGGUUGAUUUGGGCCCUGGGCAGGGGGGAGGGAGGAGGGAGGUGAAUUUGGGGUUGUGGGAUACGGCGGGGCAGGAGGAUUACGAUCGCCUCCGCCCCCUAUCAUACCCCCAAACAGACAUUUUCCUCGUCUGCUACUCUUGCGUCUCCCCCGCAUCUUUCGAGAAUAUCAAGUCUCCCAACCAGUGGAUCCCCGAACUCCAGCACCACGCCCCCCAAACGCCCUUCCUCCUCCUCUCCCUCAAAUCCGACCUCUCCUCCCACCCCCCAACGCUCCAAACGCUCGCCUCCCGGCACCAAGCCCCCAUCAGCGCCGCCCAGGGACAGGCGCUGGCGAAGGAGGUGGGAGCGCUGGGGUGGGGGGAGGUGUCGGCGAAGACGGGGUGGGGGGUGAGGGAGGUUUUUGAGCGGGCCGUUAGGGGGGCUUUGGGGCCGCCUUCUGGGGGAGGGGAGGGGGAGGGAAGAAGAAGAAGCAGUGUAUAG
Molecule: messenger RNA, 633 nt
Organism: Cryptococcus wingfieldii CBS 7118
Lineage: Eukaryota; Fungi; Basidiomycota; Tremellomycetes; Tremellales; Cryptococcaceae
Product: rho family protein
Exons: 5
Coding region: 1-633 (210 amino acids)
Biological process (GO): small GTPase-mediated signal transduction
Molecular function (GO): GTP binding; GTPase activity
Source: RefSeq, a predicted model, not a curated record